This is a messenger RNA of Symbiodinium sp. CCMP2592, 1869 nucleotides long. NCBI's taxonomy places the organism in Eukaryota, Dinophyceae, Suessiales, Symbiodiniaceae. The record is from the annotation of a GenBank genome assembly.
AUGUCGGGUCAGAAGAAGCGGCCGUCCUUGGCCAGCCAAAAAGCUGCGGCAUCAAGCUCGAAAAAGCCGAAGGCAACGACUGAUGCGGCUGGCAUCGGCAGUCACCCGCUUAUCGAGGCUUUGAAUGAAGCACAAGCGUGCCUGGCUGGGGAGUUGAAGGACCACGGUUGCAAUUGCCAAAUGCAGCAGACCUGUCUACAUCAUGACCUUCAGGGCAAGGAGCCCCUGGACUUUGCAGGCGUGUCUGCGUAUGACAAGCAAGACUUUGCCGCUGCGAUGAAGAAGUAUGGCUCCGUGAAGCUGAAAGCAGAGAAGAAGUACAAGACCAAUGAUGGGUUCUGGCAUGCCGGAGACUCUGUCAUGGAGCCUAUCACGGCAAAAGUGCAGCACUUGGCCGAAAAGACCGAGGAGACGACCCGGGCAUUGAAGAGCUUCUUCAUGAUGGCUCGCUCCUAUCGUGUGCGCUAUGUGUUGAUACCCGACGACGAGCAGUGUGAACGCCGCAAGUUUGAGCUUGCGGAGGAAGUCGAAGACGACAAGGAGGUGUUGACGCUUCAAGGCUUUCGACAGCUGCGUGCGGUUCACAUGCUCCAAGAGUUUCUUCGCCAACGGGGGAAGCCUUGCGAUGCAGAGGCCAUCGAGAAAUGGCUUGGGCCCAAGAUCAAGAACCUCAAGGCCCCCAAGAUAAAGAUGAUGGUGCGGAUCUACGACCGGAUGAACCAUCCGGAGGUGGAGAGUCUGAUUGUUGCCCUCGACGAUGAGUUUGGUUCCAGCCAUUGCUUCAACCACCUAUUUGCGUUGGACAUCAUCAGCAGCAAGACAUGGAUCCCGAAGAAUGAGCCGGGCUCCAUAGCAUUGCUGAAAUGGUGCAUGGAGAUCAUUUGCGCAAACAUCAUGCAGGGCAGGGUCUCUGCAAAACUCACGAAAGAGGGAAUGGUCCAGGAGGUAGCUAUUGCCUUGCUCAAGAAAAGGGUCGCAACCUUCUGCAUCAACAAGUUUGCUGGUGAAGACAAAGGCGAUGUUACCUACGAGCCUCACCGGGCCCCAUCGCAAGUUCUCUCUGCCAUCUUCUCAUCCUUUUCAGCGGUGCGGAGCAGUGGCAUCAUGGAGAGCAGCACAGCCAGUUCUUCCUUGGGCUGGUUGGGUCUGCUGCCAGCUUAUCAGAUCGAUGUCAUCAUGUUCCUGGCCAAGGUCCUGCGGGGCCACGCUUCCUUGGACGAGAUCUUUGAUCACUGUGUCACACAGGACAAAAUUGUCCCGGCAGAAACUGCCCUUGUGUGCGAGAAGAUGUUGAAGUCGGGCCUCUUCGACCUCUCAGGGCUUCUUGAGAGCAAGAAGGAAUCCGAGCUGAAGGCCCCACCCGAUGCACCGGAGCCUCCGAAAGUAGAAGAGAAGGAUUCUGAGAAGGAUGAGAAGCCGGAAGAGCCAGACAAGGAAACCAUCCUGGCUGGCGGCUGUGAAGAGGCUCCUAAGUCGGAGCCGCCACGUGUGAACCGCGUCUCCUGGUUCUCCAAGCUUCACAUUCCUCAGGUGAUUAUCUCAGUCUUGGAGAAACACUCAGACCUUUACUUCGAGCAGGUCAUCGAAUGGGCUCAAAUCAGGGUCCGUGCCUUCAUGAAUCUGGAGGUGAAAGAAACGGCCGUUCCGGCUCUGAAGGAGCAGCUUGCUCGGAUCAAGGGUGGUUUGUCGUGCCUCUUCAUCAUGGACGUGAAGUCGCGACUGCGGCUGCCGUCGGAUGGGAUUCUGCUGCGCCCCUUCAGAAGGCCAGUCCCCCUCAACCAGUCUUCUUUCAGGAAGGUGCUCCAUGCUUUAUGGAAUGACCCUGCCAAGCAAGAGACGCCAAGCAUCGUCAGCAUGUGCAGGUUGUAG